AUCCUCGUCUAAUUGCAUAUGGAUGUAACUAUUGACGGAUUAUUAUUAUCAAUGACGACGUAGAUGAAAUUUGCAGGAUUAAACAAUAAUACGCAUAAUUUCAGUCUAAAUCUAAAUUAUCGAAGUUAUCUUACCAAUUUUUUGGCCCACUGGCGUUGAAAAGGGAUUUACAUUGACUCCAAAAAAUGACAUGCUUGGUCGAUGAUUGGAAACAGUGUUAAAUAUAAAUUAUAUUAGCCUGAUUCAAGUGCACAUAUAUCGCGCGCGUGUAAAUCUUCGAUAAGGGCGAUAUUCGUAAUUCGUUACGAAUAAGAACAUACACCGUUGAAUGGCAGAAGGCUGAAUCAUAUGACCUACACAAUGAUAAGACAGAGAUGUCAAAAGGUAGGAAGACAACCGACACUAGAUAUGUAGCAGUUAGUUCUUUCGAGCGUCUUGAGAUUUGUACGAUGAUUGGCUUCAGUAUCCUAGUGGCCUUCUACGAUUCUCUCAACUGCUCUCAAUAUAGCUUGGUUUUAUCCUUCGUUGAUUGGAUAAAAAUUUCAUCUAUGAAAUGUCUUAUAUUUGAAAAUAAUUAAAGCUUCCGCAAUAAUCAAUUUUAUAAAUAGAUCGUUUAAAAGUUUCACCAAAUACGCUUAUUUUCCCAAUAAUCUAACGGUUAUGUAAUGAUAGAUUAUAACAAUGCAUGUUGCUAAUCAAAUUUCGUAAUAGAUGCAUUAUGGGAAGUGCAACAAUAUACCGCGCUUUUUUGAAAGUAGAACUAUGUUUAUAAGUUAUUAAAUUAAACAAUAUUUUCAGAAUUUUCUUACAUUACAUUGUUUUAUAGAUCAUUAUUAAACUUAUUUGUUUAUGUCCAAGAAAAACAUAACAAAAAGAUAGAGGAAAAGUAAUAAUACAAUUUACAGUUGCAUAGCAACGUAAUCGAUAUAAUAAUAAGUAUUGAUAGUAUACAAAAUUAAAAAAAUAACACCUUUUUAACUUUUUUAUGUAGUAGUAUUAUUUAUUUUUAUUAUUAUAUAUUUUUUUGUGAACGAUGUUUCAAGAUAUUUCGAUCGCUUCGAAAAGUAUUUUAGAGCCUGGUGUAAUAAAUGAAGAACUUCUUAUCAAUUUAUUAAUUGAUCAAGGUCCUAAAGGUGAUGCUGGAAAAUAUUUUCUUGAAGAUGGUAUUAAACUAGAUGUUAUCACGGAAAUACGAAUUGAAUUUUUUAAUAUUUUGAAUAUCGAUCAUCUUUGGGUAAUGCCAAAUUUGAUAAAAUUACAUUUAUCAAAUAACAUUAUAGAAAAAAUUGAAAAUUUGGAUGCACUUGUUCACUUGAAAGAACUUAAUCUAUCUUUUAAUCAUAUUAAAACAAUGGAGAAUCUAAACCAUUUAAUCGAAUUAGAAAUAUUGUUACUUUUUAAUAAUCACAUCUCUAAAAUCGAGGGCAUAAAUAAUUUGCAUAAGUUGCACAUUUUUAGUAUUGGAAAUAACCAAAUAACAGACUGGGAACAUGUCAUUUAUUUAAGACAAUUCAAAUAUCUAUGUAGUUUUAACAUAAAUAAUAAUCCAUGUACGGAGAAAAAUGGAUAUCAAGAAUACCUAAUUGCAUUUGUACCGCAAUUAAUCUAUUAUCAAUAUAAAAUGAUUACUAAGGAAGAACGUCAAUCUGCUAUAAUCAAACAACAACAUAUGAUUAGUAAUAUAGAAGAGGAAGAAGCAAAAAAGAAAAAGCAAUUGGAAGAACAGGAAGCAUUUGAAAAUUUACAGGAUUUACUAUCUAAAUCUUAUGUAGAAUACUUAAAUGAUGAUAACUUUUUUUGGCAUAUGUUUCUUGAUGAUAAAGAAGGAAAAGAUUUAUCUGUAGUGAAUAGUGAUACAGAAAAUGCUUUUGAGGAGUAUAGAAAAAAAAUUUCUUCUAUAUGUUAUGAAUUUUAUGAAAUAGGAUUAAAGGAACAAGUUAAACGAGAUAAUGAAAUUAAAUUAUUUAAUGAUGUUGUUAAUGAAGGCAAAAGUAAAGUACAAAAUGAUUCAAAAGAUAUUGUGGAUGAAUUAUCGGACGAAAAAAUUAAAAUAUUCUCACAAAUAAAUUUAUUAUUUAAUAUACUUGAUGAUGAAAUGGAUGAAAUGGAUGAUAAUGUAGAAGUAGUAUACAAUUGGUAUAUUCAUUUCAAUGAUGUGAUAUCCAAAACAUGGUCAAAAUUAAUGUCUAAAGAAGUUGUAAUACAUGAUCAAUUAGUAGAAAUAAAUGAAGUCUUCAAAGUAAAUAUGACAAAUAUGAUUGAGCAAUUUUUGGAGACUGCUCGAGAAUAUUUUUCACAAAUGCGAAAUGCUGAAGCAGACUAUAAUGAUAAUAUAAAUAGUAUUAUUUUGUAUUAUAUCAGUGGUUUUGGAGAUGAAUCUAAAAUUCCAAAUCAUUUGUUAGAUUUAUGUGGAGACAAAGAUACAUUAAGUAAUAAUCUUGCAGCAUCACACGAUUUACAUUUGCGUGUCAUUGAUGCUAGGGAAGAUCGUAUGUUAAGCAGAUUAAAAAUAUGGCAUAAUGAGUACUGUGAAGAGUUGUAUAACAAGGAAAAUAACAGGCACCGUCAAAAAAUUUUGGAAAUUACCCAUUUUCUUCAAGAUGUACGUAAACAAUUUCAUUCAUUAAUAUUAUUACAUCUACCAUAUUUUGAAAUUGAUAAUGUUUCUAAUUUGACUAAAAAAAGAAAAUGAUUAAUUGUAAUAAAGAGAAGUAUAAGAAGACCAUUUCAUUCAAACAGUAUGUUCAAGUAGAAAAUACUUAUAUUUAUUAUAAAUACUUAUAUUUAUAAUAAAAGAUUCUUAAUAAUAUCAUGUUUUAAUAUCAUUUAUAUAUAAUAUAUAAAUAUUAUUUUACCGAAUUAUAAUAAAUGUUGCAUAGUAACAUAAAAAAUAUUUAAUUUUGUUUUUGUUUUUGUUUUUGUUUCAAUGUUUCAAUGUAUGCAUGAAGACUUUUUUGAAUAUUUGCUAAUUGAAUAAAUUGUUUAAUAUUAUUUAAUUCAAUCUCUCGAUGUUCUUGUAGCCAGGAAAUUAACUUUUCACGAAGUUUUAACUUUGUUAUAUUUCUAGCUUGUUCUGCAAAAAUAUUAUAUAAAAUAUUUUCUAAAAAUAUAUGUUUAUUUACUUUUGUUUAAAAUUUUAAUAAAAUAAUGAACUUACUAAGUAUUCUGUCAUAAGAAGAUAUAUACUUUUGGCAUUUUUUAAUGGCUUCUGCUUUGUCAUUUGCCAAUUCAUCUACAAGUCCAAUAUUUAAUGCUUCAUUAGGAUAAAAAAGUGUGCCCCUAAGAAGUAAAAAACCAGAUACCUAUUAAACAUAUACAUUAAGAUUUUUAUAGUAAUAUUUAUUAUUUGUAAUAUAUACCUCAACAAAGCUAAUUCGGCAUGUCUAUAACCAAUGGUAUUAACAAAUAAAUCUAUAAACCACUGUGGAGCUAUAAUACCUAAUUGUGUCUCAUUGAAUCCUAUGGUAUGUUUCCCAUCAACAAAAACUCUGUAUUCACAAGAAAUAGCUAAUAAACAUCCACCGGCAGGACUAGCACCCUAUGUAAAAGUAUAUUUAUGAUAUAUAAUAUAAAAUAAGUGAAAAAUAAAUAUUAAAUUUUAUAUUAUAACGAUAAUUAAAGAAAAUAUAUAUUAAGCUAAUUCAAUAAUGUAAUACAUUAAUUGCAGCAGCAAUUGGUAUUUCUAAACCAUAUAAAGUCAUCCAUGUAUCUUGCAAAGUACGCCAAUAUGCAGUCAAUCUCUCAAUAUCUGGCUUAUAAAGUUCCAUAAUGUCUAAACCUGCUGAGAAAACUGCUGGCAGUGAUGAAGUCAAAAUAAUGCCUUUACAAUUGCUUUUCUGGGCUUCUAUCAAAGAUGUUUUCAAUUCUUCUAAUAAUUCCAGGUUUAAGCUAUUAACUGGAGGUCGUGCCAUAGAUAUUAUAUGUAUUCCUGGUAUAUAUAAGUUUUAAUAAAUAAAUUCAUUUAGCAAAAAU
This is a messenger RNA of Vespa velutina, 3972 nucleotides long. RefSeq names its product dynein regulatory complex subunit 3-like. Gene Ontology annotation, molecular function: protein binding. Bases 1034 to 2692 code for a protein of 552 amino acids. The transcript is spliced from 9 exons. The record is from RefSeq and is a predicted model, not a curated record. NCBI's taxonomy places the organism in Eukaryota, Metazoa, Arthropoda, Insecta, Hymenoptera, Vespidae.